This is a messenger RNA of Puma concolor (puma), 695 nucleotides long. NCBI's taxonomy places the organism in Eukaryota, Metazoa, Chordata, Mammalia, Carnivora, Felidae. The record is from RefSeq and is a predicted model, not a curated record.
AUGGAGUGGUACUCAUGUACGACGUCACCUCCCAGGAGAGCUUUGCCCACGUGCGCCACUGGCUGGACUGUCUCCAGGACUCAGGGUCCGACGGGGUGGUCGCGCUUCUCCUGGGAAACAAGAUGGACUGUGAGGAGAAACGGCAGGUGCCCACCGAGGCCGGGCAGCAGCUGGCCCAGGAGCUGGGAGUCUCCUUUGGGGAGUGCAGCGCCGCCCUAGGUCACAACAUCCAGGAGUCCAUGAUGAACCUGGCCCGGUCACUCAAGAUGCAGGAAGACCGUCUGAAGGACUCCCUGGUGGAGGUGGCCCCCAAGAGGCCAUCCAAGAGCUCUGUCUGCUGCUUCUGACCAUCUGGCCCAGCCAGGACAGGACGGCACCCCUCGGGUUUCCUGUUCCUCGGCUCCUGUCCCACCUGCCUGGACACAGCAAUGACAGAGACGGCCAGCUCGGAUGUUCAGGAAAACCCCUCCUCCGGUCAGGACUCGGAUCCCAGGGUAGGGCUGCACUAACGCUGCCCUUUGCACUCUGAAGAAGGACUUUGCUGAGGUGAUGGUGGUGAAAACUCUUUAAAGAAAGGAAAAGUCUAGAAAAAUGAAUGAAGGAAAGCACACCGCAUUCUUGGGCACACAUCUCUGGGUGGUAAUAUUGCAGGGUGAAUGUGCGGAGGUGUUAUUUCCCUUUUUAUAUGUGUUUGU